This is a messenger RNA of Pseudozyma flocculosa PF-1, 1191 nucleotides long. RefSeq lists its product as uncharacterized. The transcript has 3 exons. The record is from RefSeq and is a predicted model, not a curated record. Gene Ontology annotation, molecular function: tRNA 2'-phosphotransferase activity. Bases 1 to 1191 code for a protein of 396 amino acids. Gene Ontology annotation, biological process: tRNA splicing, via endonucleolytic cleavage and ligation. NCBI's taxonomy places the organism in Eukaryota, Fungi, Basidiomycota, Ustilaginomycetes, Ustilaginales, Ustilaginaceae.
AUGUCGGACCCAAGCACCUCUCAGCAGCAGCCACCGCUACCAGCGCCCACCGAGGCAGCGCCGUCGCCCGCUGCACCGACGGCGGACGCGACUAGCAACGCCGAACGCAAGGCACGCAAGGACGCAAAGCGGGCCGCAAAGGCACAGGCGCAGGCAGCCAGAGCAACCGCGACUGCCACCGCCGCGACGGGUUCCAGCUCGACGCUCGACGCCGACGCCGAGCCGGCCAAAAAGGCACCGCACCGCAACGACCCACGCUCGCAGCCCGUCGACGUGCAGCUGUCCAAGGCGCUCGCCUACAUCCUGCGCCACGGCGCCCUCAAAGAGGGCCUCGAGAUCCGCCCGGACGGCUUCAUCCGCCUCGACGACGUCCUCGCACGCCCGCGCCUCAAGAGCCUCAACAUGGCACAACCCGGCGCAGCCAAGGCAAAGAGGCCCGACCUCGACGACGUCCGGAAGAUUGUCGAGGACAACGACAAGAAGCGCUUCGAGAUCGCACAACACGACGGCACCUGGCUCAUCCGCGCGGUGCAGGGCCAUUCGCUCAAGGAGGUGACGGCGCUGUCGCACGUCGAGCUGACCCUCGACAACCUGCACCUGCUGCGACCCAACGUGCCCUUUCCUGCCUCGUCGAGCGACGGCGACGAAGCGCUCGAGUCUCGACUGGCGGCGACCCAGCUCGAGCCGGGGCAAUCGCAGGGAGGCAGCGACGACGGCGAGGUGCUCGUCAUCCACGGGACGGACGCGGCGGCGUGGGACAGGAUCCGCCAGAGUGGCGGGCUGAGGCCCAUGACGCGCAACCACAUCCACCUGGCCAAGGGCAAGCUGGGCGACGAGGGCGUCAUCUCCGGCAUGCGCAAGUCGGCGUCGCGGCUCGUCUUUGUCGAUAUCCGUGCGGCGCUGUGGGAUGGCAUCCCGUUCUUUCUCUCGUCAAACGGCGUGGUGCUGACGCCCGGCAAGGUGCCCGAGGGGACGCCGCAGCAGGCCGUCGUGCCGUCUGCGACCGAGGCAAGUGCAGAGGAGCAGCAGGACAGCGCGAAGGGGGCCAAUCAGGGUGGUCAAGGGCGGCGGGGAGGAGGCGGAGCUCGGCGCGAGGGAGAGGGGGAGUCCGAGGGGGGCAAGGGUCAGCUGCCCCUGGGCUACAUUGUGCGGGUCGAGGAUGCCAAGGGCCAGGUCGUCUGGACGCCCUGA